Messenger RNA from Onychostoma macrolepis, 3334 nucleotides. Its product is annotated as gastrula zinc finger protein XlCGF8.2DB-like. NCBI's taxonomy places the organism in Eukaryota, Metazoa, Chordata, Actinopteri, Cypriniformes, Cyprinidae. The coding region runs from base 1026 to 2018 and encodes 330 amino acids. Gene Ontology annotation, biological process: regulation of transcription by RNA polymerase II. Gene Ontology annotation, cellular component: nucleus. The transcript has 3 exons. Gene Ontology annotation, molecular function: DNA-binding transcription factor activity, RNA polymerase II-specific; RNA polymerase II cis-regulatory region sequence-specific DNA binding. The record is from RefSeq and is a predicted model, not a curated record.
UUAAUAAUUUUUCAAGUGUUUAAAUCGAUACAACGCGGUCAGUCUACUUUAUAGUUUUUACAAGCACUGUAAAGUUAAUUUAUCAAUACUGAAUAUGACAUUGUAAUAGUUUAUCUGACAUUAUGAAGGUUAUUGUGAGUAAAGCGCGUCCACGCGAGAGACAGAAGAGACGCGUCUCAUUUCGCUCCGUUAUACUGAAUCAUAUUAUCAUAAACACGGAGUCAUUCAGUGAUGGAGAAACGGAUCUUUUCCGAUUGCACCAGCUAGACGUAAAAAAGCUGGGUGUAAGCCCUACGCUGUGCUUUGCAACGUCCAGCUUUACGAUAAAUAUUUACACCUGUUGCACCAACUAAAACUACGAUCAGGCGCAGCUAAGCCCGGCGUAGACGAUGCGAAUCCACGCUGACACAUUCUCCCACAGUUAUAGAUAUAGCCGAGACGACGUUCACGCUGCAAUGGCAACAACUACUAAUAUAGAACUGAAUUGCUCAAGACAUCAUAACAAGUGAAGCCACCGCGCCAUGAUUUCAUUGAGUAAACAUUUUCUAACAAGUCUGCAUUUUUAUAUAGUCUCCCUGCACGUUCCCAUGACAGAUUUCUUUAAACAAACAUUAAAAAUGAAGGCAGCAGGUUAAGUAAAAUAUAAUGAAUGCAAUACAAGGCUUCUUUCUAGUUAUUUUUUUCUAGCUGACAAUCGAGGUUAUGUACAAUGCAUGUCUUUCCUGAGGUAGCCAAAUGUGACUUUACGUGACGUCUUUCUGUGGCUGGAAAACCACAUUUAUAGUUUGUAUUUUGUGAUAAAACUGACAGAGUUUGAAAGCCGAUACUUUUAACUCUGAUUAAAAACAACAAAGCACAAACUUACUGUCAUUAUUGAAUGGCAGGCACGCUACAAUGGAAUUAAAGACGUGAAAUAUUUCCAAGCAUACUGUCCUUCCAAGCAAGAUGUGGAAUGGACAAAGUGUACAAACACAGAAAAACUCCUGAAGAAGCAGCUGAGAUCCACGUGACACACUGUUAUAAAGAUGGCGUUAAUAAAAGAGGAGAGUGAUGACGUGAAGAUUGAAGAAACAUUCAGAGUCAAACAUGAAGAUACUGAGGAACAAACAAAGAUAUCAUUUAUUAAAGAUGAGAGUGAACACAUGAAGAGUGAAGAAACAUUCAGAGUCAAACAUGAAGAUACUGAGACACAAACAGGCCUGAUGCCACAGAAAGUGGAGAGCCAAGAACUGAAUGGAAUGGAAAACAAAGUUCAGCAUGAGAAACAUCAUGAUUUCAUAACUGGAGAAAAGCCUUACACAUGCCCUCAGUGUGGGAAGAGUUUCAUGAAUAAAACAGGCCUUAAAACGCACAUUACAAUCCACACUGGAGAAAAUCUUUACACUUGCCAACAAUGUGAAAAGAGUUUUUCUACAAAAGGAAAUCUUGAAAAACACAUGAAAAUUCACACUGGAGAAAAGCCUUACACAUGCCCUCAGUGUGGAAAGAAGUUUGUUGAUAAAGAAAGCCUUAAAAAGCACAUUAGAAGUCACACUGGAGAGAAACCUUACACCUGCGAACUGUGUGGAAAGAGUUUCAGUGAAAAAGGACACCUUAAUCAGCACAUUAGAAUCCACACUGGAGAAAAGCCUUACAACUGCCAACAAUGUGGAAAGAGUUUUACUUCAAAAGGAAAUCUUGAAGUCCAUCUGAAAAUUCACACCGGAGAAAAGCCUUACACAUGCCCUCAGUGUGGAAAAUGUUUUAUUAAUAAAUCCAACCUUACAAAGCACAGUAGAAGCCACACUAGAGAAAAACCUUACACCUGUGAACUGUGUGGAAACAGUUUCACUGAAAAAGGAAGUCUUAAAAAGCACAUGAUGAGAAUUCACACUGUAAAGCAGUCUUUCACAUGCCCUCAUUGUGGAACUAGUUUCAGAAGUAAAGUAUCCUUUAAUAACCACAUGAAGACUCACUCAAGAUCACAGUUUUAUAUGUCAUUAGCGUGGAAGGAGUUUCUCGGACAGGAAACUAUGUAAUAACUCACAUCAAAGGAAGUCUUUCAUUUGCCAUCACUGAGAAAAGUGUUUCAGAUCAACAACAACAACAACAACAACAAAACUUUAGUCUCAAAGCAUCACACUGAAGAGGAGACGUUUACUUGUCUUAAAGCAAUAGUUCACCCAAAAAUGAAAACUCAUCAUUUACUCACCCUCAAGUUGUUCCAAACUUGUAUGAGUUUCUUUUUCUUUUUUUUAUGACCCUCUAAUUGGAUGUACGUAGGCGUUAAUUUGGUGUAAUUGAGUGAAUCUGUGUGUAGUAGAAAAAGUUAGCAAGUUGUUAUAUUCUGGUGUAGUUAUUUUAUUUAUUUUCUCUCUAGUUCUUGUCUGUCAGCUUCUUGAAGAAAAGAAAAUAAACACGUAUGGAGGAGGAGAGGAUUAAGAUAUCUUCAGAAUUAUUAUUAUUAUUAUUUUAUGCAGUUUUCUACUAAAGAGUUCAUUUCCAUUUCCCUCCUUUUCUAGUAUAUAGCAAAUAUGUAAUCAUAGUUUUCCUAAAACUAGCAUAUUCUGAUAUUUAUGCUACAAGCAAUGCCUGUAUUAUUGUGUAAUUUUACUUAUUUUUACUCUAUAUUAUGAUAUUUACUGAAUAUGGUAUUAUCUUACUUAAAAUAUGAUGUAUGAUCAUGAAAGCAAUCCAUAUACUGACUAAUAUACUGAAUUAUUCCAAUACUAGAUGUCUUUAAUACAGAUUGAGAAAUAUAAGAAGCCAUCUAUUGUGCAGUACUGGUGUGGGAACAGAAUUUAAGAGGAAGAUUUUCAAGGUUGAAAAUAAUACAAAAACAACACCACUGUUUGUGAGAAAGCACAGAGAGUCUAUCCCAUAGACUUUUGAAUACUGAUGUUUUUCCAUUUUCGUGUAAACUAAUUAAAUGUUGCAGAUUUAAUGUAACCAUUUUAAUGUAACCAUUUUGGUGUAGCCAUUUUGAUGUAGCCAUUCUUGAACAAUGGUGGAUCUGUCCAAAUCCCACCAAUAAAAAUAGGCCAAGUGGGCUGGUAAUAAAUUGUAGCAAAACCAGACAAAUUUGGUUAGUAAAAAGGUAUAAAAAAGAUGUAUGGACAGACAUAGAAUUAGAGGCAGUGGAUGAGGCGGCUGUCUUCUCGGCUUUGUUACUUUGUUUAAUAAAGUCUUAUUUUGGCAUCUGAAACUGCUUUUUGAGCUUCUCUGACUCCAUUGAAGAAAUCUACUCUCUCGAACCACGACAGUAUAAGGUGACUGAGGGAAUGCAGUAACAGAGUUUACUCAUUUAGCAUGGCUUCCAGAGAAUAUGUGUAUUUGUUUUGUAAUUAAUUGAUUU